Balaenoptera musculus (blue whale) is the source of this 1437-nucleotide messenger RNA. It is a transcript of the gene CHRM4, whose product is annotated as cholinergic receptor muscarinic 4. NCBI's taxonomy places the organism in Eukaryota, Metazoa, Chordata, Mammalia, Artiodactyla, Balaenopteridae. The transcript has a single exon. The record is from RefSeq and is a predicted model, not a curated record. Gene Ontology annotation, molecular function: G protein-coupled serotonin receptor activity; G protein-coupled acetylcholine receptor activity. Bases 1 to 1437 code for a protein of 478 amino acids. Gene Ontology annotation, cellular component: dendrite; plasma membrane; synapse. Gene Ontology annotation, biological process: adenylate cyclase-inhibiting G protein-coupled acetylcholine receptor signaling pathway; G protein-coupled receptor signaling pathway, coupled to cyclic nucleotide second messenger; regulation of locomotion.
AUGGCGAACUUCACACCGGUCAAUGGCAGCUCGGGCAACCAGUCUGUGCGCCUGGUCACGUCAACCCAUAACCGCUAUGAGACAGUGGAGAUGGUGUUCAUUGCCACGGUGACAGGCUCACUGAGCCUCGUGACUGUCGUGGGCAACAUCCUGGUGAUGCUAUCCAUCAAAGUCAACAGGCAACUGCAGACGGUCAACAACUACUUCCUCUUCAGCCUGGCAUGUGCUGAUCUCAUCAUAGGCGCUUUCUCCAUGAACCUCUACACCGUGUACAUCAUCAAGGGCUACUGGCCUCUGGGUGCCGUGGUGUGUGACCUGUGGCUGGCCCUGGACUAUGUGGUGAGCAAUGCCUCCGUCAUGAACCUGCUGAUCAUCAGCUUUGACCGGUACUUCUGCGUCACCAAGCCCCUCACCUACCCAGCGCGGCGUACCACCAAGAUGGCGGGCCUCAUGAUUGCCGCUGCCUGGGUCCUGUCCUUUGUGCUCUGGGCGCCUGCCAUCUUGUUCUGGCAGUUUGUGGUGGGCAAGCGGACGGUGCCAGACAACCAGUGCUUCAUCCAGUUUUUGUCCAACCCGGCGGUGACCUUCGGCACGGCCAUCGCCGCCUUCUACCUGCCUGUGGUCAUCAUGACGGUGCUCUACAUCCACAUCUCCCUGGCCAGUCGCAGCAGAGUUCACAAGCACCGGCCCGAAGGCCCUAAAGAGAAGAAGGCCAAGACCCUGGCCUUCCUCAAGAGCCCCCUGAUGAAGCAGAGUGUCAAGAAACCACCCCCAGGAGAAGCUUCUCGGGGGGAGCUGCGCAACGGGAAGCUAGAGGAGGCCCCUCCACCGGUCCUCCCCCCACCACCACGCCCAGUGGCUGACAAGGACACCUCCAAUGAGUCCAGCUCUGGCAGUGCCACCCAGAACACCAAGGAACGACCACCCACAGAGCUGUCAACCACAGAGGCCACCACGCCCGCCACACCUGCACCUCCCCUGCAGCCACGGACCCUCAAUCCGGCCUCCAAAUGGUCCAAGAUCCAGAUUGUGACAAAGCAGACAGGCAACGAGUGUGUGACAGCCAUCGAGAUUGUGCCUGCCACGCCGGCUGGCAUGCGUCCGGCGGCCAACGUGGCCCGUAAGUUUGCCAGCAUCGCCCGCAACCAGGUGCGCAAGAAGCGGCAGAUGGCAGCCCGGGAGCGCAAGGUGACUCGGACCAUCUUUGCCAUUCUGCUAGCCUUCAUCCUCACCUGGACGCCCUACAAUGUCAUGGUCCUGGUGAACACCUUCUGCCAGAGCUGCAUCCCUGACACCGUGUGGUCCAUUGGCUACUGGCUCUGCUACGUCAACAGCACCAUCAACCCGGCCUGCUAUGCCCUCUGCAAUGCCACCUUUAAAAAGACCUUCAGGCACCUGCUGCUAUGCCAGUAUCGGAACAUCGGCACUGCCAGGUAG